CUAUUUUUUUUUAGCAACCUUUUGGCUUCUGCUUCUCCUCUCAAGUCUCAAUCCAAAAGAACUACCUACUACAGUACUACAUAGCUAUUUUCACAUCGAUCAUAUGCGAAAGUGCUUCCAGAGGCCCCUUUUUCUUUUAGCAACAAACUGAGAUCAGAGCUUAUUCUAUUGUUGCAGCAAGCUGGUAUUAGAGCUUCCGCUGUCACAACAGUUACAAAAAUGGGUACUAACAUGUCAAAUGGUGUAAGCUCCAUCACUAUUGUUAUUAUCCUUUGCUGUAGCCUUUUGCAUCUGGUUGAUAUCCAGGCUGCACCACAAUUUAAUUUCAGUGAUUUUAAUCCGACGAGGGAUAAUAAUUUGUUGGAGUUUUUGGGGAAUGGUUCGGCUAUUGAUCAGGGAGCCCUGCAGAUAACCUCAGACACAACGAACGAUGAGUUCAGCCUCCGCAACAGUUACGGUCGCAUUAUGUAUAAACAUCCUUUCAACAUGUGGUUGUCUGAUGAAAUUCAGGCCUCAUUCAAUUCCAAUUUUGUCAUCAACAUAUUUAGAAAGCCGGCGUGGAAUGCUGGUGAGGGACUUGCUUUUCUCAUUGCUCCCGAUCUCUCAAUCCCUGAUGCUAGUUAUGGGCAAUGGCUUGGCCUCACCAAUGCUACCAACGAUGGUAACCAUACCAACCAGAUUGUGGCCAUAGAGUUUGACACCGAAAAGCAAGACCACGAUCCUAAUGGCAAUCAUAUUGGCCUCGACAUCAACUCUGUUAAUUCAACUGCGACUGUCCUUCUUGAUAUCGAAUUAUCCCCAGAAGUAGGCACCAAAUACAGCGUCUGGGUGCAAUACAAUGGCACGUCGAAGGUGAUGGAGGUUUACAUGGUGAAAGAAGGCCAACCCAAGCCUGAAAAGCCUCUUCUUAGCAAGACCAUAAGCCUGAAAGAAUAUGUGAAUCAAAAAUCCUACUUUGGUUUUGCUGCUUCUACAGGUAAUCCACAGAUUGAGUUGAAUUGUGUAUUGAAAUGGAGCUUAGAGAUUGAUGACCUACAAAAGAAAAGUGAUUUGCUUUGGUUGAAGAUAGGCGCUGGGGUUGGAGUUCCAUUGGUGACAUUGUUGAUCCUAUGUGGGGUUUUAUAUUUGAACAAGAGAAAAAGAAGAGGAAGAGGGGGUGAUGAGGAGUCUAACGUGCUAGGCACACAGUUGAGAUGGUUGCCUGGGAUGCCAAGGGAAUUCAAGUACAAAGAUUUAAAGAAGGCCACCAACAACUUCCAUGAGAGUAUGAUGCUGGGUCAAGGUGGUUUUGGUGUUGUUUACAAAGGAAUUCUGCAGGACAAGGAUCAUAAAUCUAGUACUGAAAUAGCUGUCAAGAAAUUCUCCAGAGACAGCAUUCAAAGCAAAGAUGAUUUCUUGGCAGAGCUCACCAUUAUUCACCGUCUCCGCCAUAAACAUCUUGUCCGCUUAGUUGGGUGGUGCUACGAGAAAGGGAAGCUACUACUAUUGUACGACUUUAUGCCAAAUGGUAGUCUUGAUAAGCAUUUGUAUGAGGCUUCCAACCAGAACACUUUGAAUUGGAGCCGUCGGUAUAGGAUACUAGCUGGAGUAGCAUCAGCAUUGCAUUAUCUGCACAAUGAGUAUGAUCAGAAGGUAGUGCACCGCGACCUCAAAGCCAGCAACAUCUUGCUGGACUCUGACUAUAAUGCUCGCCUGGGCGACUUUGGCCUUGCCCGAGCCUUGGAUAAUGAAAGGAACUCCUAUGCUGAACUAGGAUUAGCUGGAGUUCCGGGCACCAUGGGUUAUGUUGCUCCUGAGUGCUUCCACACAGGGAGGGCCACCCCUGAAUCUGAUGUGUACGGUUUUGGAGCAGUGGUGCUUGAGGUUGUCUGCAGCAGAAGUCCUGGGAUUAGUAUCAAUCACCAUCAGCGUCCCUAUUCAUUGGUUGAUUGGGUUUGGAUGUUACAUCGCGAAGGUAGCAUUGAAGAAGCUAUAGAUGAGAAGCUUGGCAAUGAUUAUGUGGUUGAUGAAGCAAAGAGGCUUUUACUUCUAGGGCUUGCAUGUUCACAUCCCAUUGCCAGUGAGAGGCCUCAAACGCAAGAUAUCUGCCAAAUCAUAGCUGGAACUAUGCCGGUCCCUAAUGUACCUCCAUUCAAGCCUGCUUUCACAUGGCCUUCGAUGGUUACUGCCUUCAGCAGUACUGACAGUUCUUUUUCUAAUACAUUUUCUUCCUGAGGUUCGUCAGUAGCAUGGAUUAUGACAUUAUAGCAGAAGGCUUCCUCUCACCCCUGGAGUCAGUAGGCACU
Messenger RNA from Quercus lobata, 2285 nucleotides. RefSeq names its product probable L-type lectin-domain containing receptor kinase S.5. The transcript has 2 exons. Lineage: Eukaryota; Viridiplantae; Streptophyta; Magnoliopsida; Fagales; Fagaceae. The coding region runs from base 220 to 2214 and encodes 664 amino acids. Gene Ontology annotation, biological process: protein phosphorylation. The record is from RefSeq and is a predicted model, not a curated record. Gene Ontology annotation, molecular function: protein kinase activity; carbohydrate binding; ATP binding.